Diabrotica virgifera virgifera (western corn rootworm) is the source of this 1286-nucleotide messenger RNA. RefSeq lists its product as uncharacterized. NCBI's taxonomy places the organism in Eukaryota, Metazoa, Arthropoda, Insecta, Coleoptera, Chrysomelidae. The record is from RefSeq and is a predicted model, not a curated record. The transcript is spliced from 6 exons. Bases 270 to 1106 code for a protein of 278 amino acids.
UCCAAUAGAGAUAUUCAACAAUCUAAUAUCUACAGGGCCACAAAAAUACUUUAUCUACUCUAUCUCAUAUUAUGCAUAAGUUUUUAGUUUGUGAAAACUGUCAUUAUAAAUAGCAGUGCGUGAAGGAUUUAAAGUGUGCGUGAAGUAACAAUGUAUUUUAAAUGGGGUUUACUUUUCGCCCUGUUUUUUGGCACACUUUCAUAACGAGCGAUCCACAAAUAUUGGGAUUAAAGCUAGCCGGUUAAAAAAAGACGAAAGCAAUAAAAAAUAUGCACAUUAUCGUUCCGGAGGCCGUUAAAAGGGGAAGUAACGUGACUUUGGUUUGUGAUUAUGAUCUGGAAUCAUCCGCUCUAUAUUCCGUUAAAUGGUAUAAAAACGAAGAGGAAUUUUAUCGUUUCGUACCAAAAGAAGCCCCUCCUAGUCAAGUAUUUGAAGUUUCCCACAUCAGUGUUAAUAUCUGGAAAUCCAACUCAAGUGUAGUAACUCUCAUGUCAGUUGAAAGGGAUACGUCAGGUGAAUUUAAAUGCGAAGUUAGCGCUGACGCUCCAUUAUUCCACACUGAAAUUAGAGUGGCAAGACUGCUUGUCGUGGAUGUUCCUGAAGAUGCACCUGCGUUAAAAGCAGAGGUUCAGAAAAUAGCUCCAGGAGCCACUUUAAGAGCUAAUUGCACAACUCCUGGUUCUUAUCCAGCGAUGAACAUAACCUGGCUCCUUAACGAUAAAAAGAUGCACUCUAGACGAUUUCGCAACGAUGUUGAGUUCGAAGAUAUCUACGACGCAUCCGACAAUGGCGUCGACGUCCAAAUCGAGAAGUCAAUCUUCCGUUUCGACGCUUUGCCGGGCCUAGAAACCACUCAGUCAACAUUUUCCGUGAAAACACGUCCCGAUCUAUUCGACAAAGGCAAACUAAGGCUGCGCUGUUUGGCGACCUUGUUUACCCUUUACGAGGCUUCCAGAGAGGCGGAAAUACAGGAGGAUGCUCCUAAACUGGCGCUUGUCAUGGUACACAAAGAUCAAAGAAGUAAAGGACCCUACAACUUUCGCCGAGAUGUGACCACAUUAUUUUUUACACUAUCCAUACUUUCAAUAAUCCUAUUGAUAAACUGAGGACAUCAAAGAGUUUAUAAGUAAAUUAAAUCGAAGUGAAAUUGUAACAUUAUAAACUUAAGAUAUCGAUGGACGGAAUGUGUUAAAUGAUUGUGAUUUUUAAUAAAUGUGAUUUCUGUUUUAAAAUCAAAAUUGGCAAAAUGCGCAAUAAUUUGAAUAAACAUGAUUAUUUAUAUGAUA